AUGGAGUCCGAGGAGAAGCCGCUGCAGGAUGUGAUUAAAGCGAACGUAGACGGUGCUGCUGAUGAGUGUGGAAAGCAGGGUGACAAUGACGAGGGUACGCGAACGGGAGAAGAUAGUCCCAAGAAGGGUAAGGUUGAAGCGGAGGGGCAAGGAGCACGAAAGGAAAACGGGGAAGGCGAGAAGGAGCUUGGGGAAGGCGCGGAGGGGACGGACGGUUCGGAAGGGAAGGUGGUACGUGAGGAAGGUCACGUCUUGCAAAAGGAUGGGCCAGUGAAAGCUGAGGCUGAAGCGGGGAGACGAGGGGAUGAUGGUGCUGCGACUGCAAUGGAGGUGGAUGCUGAAACGAGGGUGACUGAAGCAGGAAUGACUGAAGCAGGAGUGGCUGAUGGAGGGUUGACUGAAGCAGAAGUGUCUGAAGUAGAAGUGACUGAAGCGGAGGGUGUAGGGAAGGAACAGGGUUUGGGGUCAGGAGGGGCAGGGGAGGGCGAGAAUAAUACGAGAGAUAAAAUUAGGGGGCAAGAAGGUGUUGGGGAAGCAGAUGGGCUGGACGAAGUGGACGUGGGGGGAGAGGGGUGUGGGAAUGGGGAGGAGGAAGGGAAGGGUGACAAGGAGAGGAGAGGAAAUGAUGAGAUGGGGGGAGAUGAAGGCAGGAAAGGGGAUGGGGACAUGAAAGGUGAGGAGAAGGUUGUGAAGAAGGGUGAAGGGAAGGGUGAGGAGAAGGUCGAAGAUCUUACUGCUACAGAAGCUGCUGCUGCUACAGACAUUAACACUGCAGACGGCUCUGCUGACUGUGGCCCUCCUGGUGCACUCCCAUUGCCAGCAGAGCAGGAGCAGCAGGGGAUGGAGGCACAGCCGCCCGUGGCAGCAGAGCAGCAGCUGAUGGACCUGCGCCUGCUGGCGCUGCAGAACGCCGUGCUGCCCGCGCAUGGGGAGGGGGAGGGCGCUGAGGAGGAGACGACUCAGAAUGCAGCAGUGCCAACCGGACCAGAGGCACCAGCGGAGGAGCAGCAGGUGCUGCAGGAGCAGCGGCAUGAGGGCAUGGAGACAGAGUUCCCAUCAGCAGCAGAGCAGCAGCAGCAGCAGCAGCAGCAGCAGCAGCAGCAGCAGCAGCAGCAGCAGCAGCAGCAGCAGCAGCAGCAGCAGCAGCAGCAGCAGCAUGAGGAUAUGGGAGCGGAGGUCCCAGCAGCAGCAGAAGCAACAGAAGCAGCAGAGCAGCAGCAGCAGCAGCAGCAGCAGCACGAGGUGAUGGACAUGCGUCUGUUGGCAAUGCAGAACGUGGUGCUGGUGCAGGCAGCGAACGAGGAGGAGGAGAUCGACGUGCUAGAGGUUGAUGAGGAGGAGGAGGAGCAGCUCAAGAAGCAGAUGGGCGUGGGGGAGGGCGGACCUGUGGAAUACAUGGUGCUGGGGGAAGCGGGGGAAGGCUCAGAAGGGGGAGUUGGGGGGGUGUUAGGGGCAGCAGGGGCAGGAGGGGCGGGAGGUGAAGGUGGGUUAAUGGAGGGUGGAGCUGCAGUUCCUGAGGUUGUAGGUGCGCUGGUGCCGGAACACUUGACUGACGCUGCUACGGGUGGUGCUUCAGGUGCUGCAGGGUUAGGUGCGGUGAUGGGAGGUGUAACAGGUGUGGAGUCGGGUGGGGGGGCAGUUGCAGUGGUUCCAGGUGGUGGUGGUGGUGGUGGUGGUGGUGGUGGUGGUGGUGGUGGGGAAAGUGGUGCGGAUGUAGCAAGAUCAGCAGGUGUGGGAUCAACUGGCGCUCCAGGGCAUCACCUGGCACACGUGUCAUCGCACAACCCGCCCUGCUCCCCCCUCUGUCACCCCCUCGCCCCCAACCCUUUGCCCCCUCCCUCUGCUGCUUUCCUUCAUUUCCCAUUCAUCUCUUCCCAUCUCUCCCCUUCUCUCUCUUCCCACUCUUCCCCCCAUCCCCAUCCCCCACCCCCUCUCCCCUUUUCCCCCAUCCCCCCCCUCCAGCUCGCCAGGGCGUCACUUGGCACACGCGCCAUCGCACCACCCGCACUCCGCUUCAGUGUCUCAGUACCCUCCACUCUCCCACCCACACUGACCCCCUCUCUUCAGGGUGUCACCCGCCGCACGCGCCAUCGCACCACACGCCCCGCCUCCCGCCUGCCCCUCAUGGCCCUGGACGGCCAAUCGGCCCUGCUCUCCCCCCACCACGCCACCCUGCGCACCCAAUCCCAAUCCCAAGCCCAAACCACGAGCCAGAGCCACGAGCAGCAGCAGCAGCAGCAGCUGCGGCAGCAGCAUGCAUCGUCACCCGUUUCCUCUCCUGCCGCUGCUGCUGCUGUGCCUACCGCACUUCCGCCGGUGGCAUCUCCUGCUGGUGUGACGGACAGCAAGGACGGCGUGCUUGGGAGAGGAAGACGAGCAAGGACGGCGUGCUUGGGAGAGGAAGGUGAGGUACGGCUGGGGGAGGUAUGGCUGGAGGAGGUAUGGCUGGAGGAGGUAUGGCUGGAGGAGGCUCUGUACCCGAAGCACCACUGGACCCCUCACCUCUCAGCGGGUCUGCCUCGGGACCAGGCGAGGGCUCUGGAGCAGCAGAGGCAGGGGAGGGCGCGGCGCGGGGGCAGGGGGAGGAGAGACAGUAGGCGCUGCUGGGAAGAUAUGGAGAAGGGGAGGCGCCGUUUUGUCCCUUAUCCGACUUCGUCUGUUCCUCAUUCAAUUCCCGACCCUUUGUUCCUUCUCUCCCUCCCAGCAUCUACAGGCUCUGUGCCCGAAGGUCCACUGGAGGCGUCACCUCUCAACGGACCUGCCAGGGGACCAGGCGAGGGCGCUGGAGCAGCAGAGGCAGGGGAGGGCGCGGGAGCAUUGGGAGGAGCGGGGGCAGGGGGGGCAGGGGAGGUAGGGGGCGCAGGGGUAGCAGGAGAGGGUGGUGGCCCGGCCCCUGCUUCUACACCUGUGCUGCAGGCUUACCACCGGAGACGGCAGGAGCAACCACUGAUCCGCUUCUCCAUAAAGAGCCUGUCAAUGCCGGAGCUCUCGGUGUGCCUACCAGAGACAGCAUCUGUUGGUGCACUCAAGCAAGCGGUGGUCGAGGCAGCCCUAGCCUCCUUCGGAAACGGCCUCCGACUGCGCAUGGUGUUACAGGGUAACCGCUGCACGCACGACCAGGCCUCGCUAGCGGACGUGGGUCUCUCCCACGCGGCGCUCCACCAGCAGCAGCAGCAGAAGCAGGCAGCCGCCGCCUCCCUCAGCUUCAUGCUCGACCCAGACCCCGUUCUCCUCCCCCCACCCCCUCCUACUCCUCCUCCUGCUGGCGCUACAACCGCUGCUACAGCCGCUGCCACAGCUGCUGCGAAACAGGCGGCAGCAGCGGCGGCGGCGGCGGCGGCUGAUCCGGACCCGCUGCUGCUGCUGUCGCCGCUGGCGCAUCCGGGGGAUCCCUCGCUUGCUGCUGCUGUGGCGGCGGCAGCGGCGGCUGAUGGUCCACUCGUGUCUGCUGCAUCCCCAUCCCACGCCCACCCCUCCCACGUCACCGAAUCAAGCAUUCCAGGCGCUGCCUCCGUGUUUGGUAACCCCCCUCGUCUCUUCUUCUUCCUUCAUUUCUUCCCCACCCCUCCCCUUCCCACUGCUCCCUUCCCCUCCCUCAUGCCCCCCACUCCCAUUCAGCCCAUCACACUCGCACCCCUCCCUCACAGUGUCUCUCUUUUUUCUUCCCCUUGUUUCUUCCCCCUUCACUUCUUCUGUUUCCCUCCCUUCUCCUCCCUCCCUUCUUCCCUUCCUCUUCCCUCCUUUCCCAUCUUCUCCUUCCCCCCCUCCAGCCCAUCCCACUCGCACCCCUCCCACAACACUCGAUCAAGCAUCGCAGCCGCUGCCGCCGCCGCCGCCGCAGCCGCCGCAGCAGCAGCAGCGGCAGCGGCAGCAGCAACACCAGGCAGCUCCCGCAGACACUCUAACCCCGCCACUCCCCUCCACCCAUCCUACCUCUCCCCGUCACACCUUUACGCUGCCACCUCUGGCCCUCACACUCCCGCAUCUGCCCCUUCUGCCGCUACCACCACCACGCCUACCACUAGACAAGCAGCAGCGCAAGCGUUGGCAGCGAUACGAGCACAGACAGAGCAUGAGCCUUUGGAUGGGGCGGGCGGAGGGAGAAGCAGGAGGAGGCGGAGGAACGACGACGAGGAUUACCAGGAAGGGGAGGAAGGAGAGGAGGAGGAAGAGGAGGAGGAAGAGGAGGAGGAUGAGGAGUAUGAAGACGAAGACGGGUAUCAUUCGCCGUUUGGGCGGUAUUCUAGUAGCGGGUAUGCUUCUAAAGGAGCGCAUUCGGGCGCUCUGAUUCUCCACCCAUCCGUCUCAGGGAGAGGCAGAGGGAGAGUCCGAGGAGGAGGAGGAGGAGGAGGAGGGGCGUUGGCAUACCCGGGAAGAGUAGGAGGAGCGGGAGAGAGUGGGGCACUGGUGUUGCAUCCGCACCAGCAGCACUUGCAGAGGGGGGGUGUGGGGGUGGGGGGAGGGGCGAUGAUGGUGCAUCCGAGGGCGAGGGGAGCGGCGGGGCUACAACUGAUAGAGCAGAGGAGGAGGAUCAGGCGGCCGUUCACUGUGGGCGAGGUGGCAUCGCUUGUGGAUGCUGUAGAAGUGCUGGGCACUGGCAGGUGGAGGGACGUGAAGCUGAGGGCAUUUGCCACAUCAAAGCACCGCACCUAUGUGGAUCUCAAGGACAAGUGGAAGACUCUUGUGCAUACGGCUCAGAUCGCGCCACAUCAGCGCAGGGGGGAGCCGGUGCCGCAGGACCUGUUGGAUCGAGUGGUGCAGGCGCAUAGCUACUGGCAAGAGCAGCUGAGAAUCCAACGCGAGGAACGAGACUCCUAA
Molecule: messenger RNA, 4818 nt
Organism: Closterium sp. Naga37s-1
Lineage: Eukaryota; Viridiplantae; Streptophyta; Zygnematophyceae; Desmidiales; Closteriaceae
Source: the annotation of a GenBank genome assembly